GUGUGAGAGGUGUGGAAGGGGCAGAGACAUGGAUGAAUAUUUUAAAGAGGGCUGCCGAGUAUGGCUGGUGAGAAAAGAUGGUCUACUGCCAGCGACGGUCACCUCCAGCGAUGUCGACUUUGUGUUUACCAGUGACUAUGGACAGGAAUUCUCUCACUCCAGGUCGUCCUUGUCCCGGGAGAAUGUUCUCCCCAUGCACGAAAGCAGCCGGGAUGGGGUGGAAGACAUGGCUCUGCUCUCGGACCUGCACGAAGCCUCCAUAAUGCUGAACCUGCACAUGCGGUACCUGAAAGACCAAAUCUAUACUAACAUUGGUUCCAUAUUGGCAUCUCUUAACCCCUAUAAGCCCAUUGCCGGUCUAUACGAUGAGGAUGCUGUAGAGCUAUACAGUCGGCACCAUUUGGGGGAGCUGCCACCCCAUAUAUACGCCAUCGCCAACGAGUGUUACAGCUGUCUAUGGAAAAGGCACGACAGUCAGUGUGUUCUUAUCAGUGGUGAGAGUGGAGCAGGAAAAACGGAGAGCACAAAACUACUGCUUAAAUUCCUUUCGUCGAUGAGUCAAUGUUCUGCAGAAGGAGCUGGGACCCAGACGCAUGUGGAGGAGGCCAUCCUGGAGAGCAGCCCAAUCUUGGAAGCGUUUGGAAACGCCAAGACGGUAUAUAAUAAUAAUUCCAGCCGCUUCGGAAAAUUCAUCCAACUUCACUUUUCCCAGCAGGGUCACAUUCAAGGUGGCAGAGUGGUGGAUUAUUUGUUGGAGAAGACCCGAGUCACACGUCAGAGUCCUGGCGAGAGGAACUAUCACAUCUUCUAUGCCCUGCUUGCAGGCACCAGCAAGGAAGACAGAGAAGCUCUCUGUCUCUCUGAUGCGUUGUCCUACCAAUAUCUCAGCACGUCGGGCUGUGCGACCGCCGAAGGACUGAAUGACAAGGACAUGUAUCAGAAAGUUAUGACAGCGCUGCAGGUGAUGGAUUUCGGUGAUGAGGAGAUCGGGGAAGUAUGGAAACUUCUCUCAGGAAUCCUACAGCUAGGAAACUUAGAAUUCAUGACAGCAGGUGGAGCGCAGAUCACAACUAAAGCAGUUCUUAGUGAUGCUGCUGACUUAUUGGGACUGGACUCCUUCCAGCUGUCUGAAGUUCUAACCCAAAGAUCAAUGAUCCUACGAGGAGAAGAGAUAAGUUCCCCUCUGACGGUGGAGCAGGCGACGGACUCCAGAGAUUCCCUGUCCAUGGCUUUAUACGCCCAGUGUUUCUCUUGGCUAUUGGCAAAGAUCAAUGCUCGGAUCCGCGGGAAGGACAACUUCAAAUCUGUGGGGAUUCUGGAUAUAUUUGGUUUUGAGAAUUUCCAGGUGAAUCGAUUUGAGCAAUUUAACAUUAACUAUGCCAAUGAGAAACUGCAGGAAUAUUUCAACAAGCAUAUUUUCUCUUUGGAGCAGCUGGAAUAUAACAGGGAGGGCAUCAACUGGGAAGCUAUUGGCUGGAUGGACAAUGCUGAAUGCUUGGAUCUCGUCGAGAAGAAACUUGGGCUGCUUGCUCUAAUCAAUGAAGAAAGUCGUUUCCCAAAAGGCACAGACUUCACACUGCUUGAAAAACUCAACGUUCAGCAUGCUAAUAAUCCGCAUUUCGUGAAACCGCGUGUGACUGAGAACCAGUUUGGAAUUAAGCACUAUGCCGGGGAGGUCAUGUAUGACGUGCAGGGGUUUCUGGAGAAGAAUAGGGACACGUUCAGAGAUGACAUAUUAAACCUGUUAAGAGACAGCAGGUUGGAUUUCAUCUAUGAUCUAUUCGAAAAAGUCUGCAGUAGAAGUAGCGAGGAGACUCUCAAAAUGGGAACCCAGAGAAAGAAGCCAACCGUCAGCUCUCAGUUUAGGGAAUCACUUCACUCACUUAUGGCCAUGCUCAACACGUCCAACCCGUUCUUCAUCCGCUGUAUAAAGCCCAACACUGAUAAGCUCCCAAACACAUUUAACCCUGACGUGGUAUUGAACCAGCUGCGAUACUCUGGGAUGCUGGAGACGGUUAAGAUCAGGAGAGCUGGCUUUCCUGUACGUAGACAAUACCAGGAUUUCAUAACCAGGUACAGGAUGUUACUGAAGAAUAUUGGGGCUGAAGGUGACAUGCGCGGAAGAUGUGCUGCUUUCCUUCAGUCUUUUGAUGCCGCGAAGGAGUGGCAGCUUGGUAAAACGAAGGUGUUCCUCAAAGAAGCAUUGGAGCAGAAACUGGAGAAAAGCCGUGAUCAGGAGAUAAAGAGAGCGACUUUGCUGAUUCGAGCUUACAUCCAGGGAUAUAUUGCAAGAAAGCAUUAUAUGAAGGUUCGCCACUGCAUAGUCCUAAUUCAGAAGAAUUAUCGAGCCCACUUCUGGCAAUCAUCGUUUUUGCGACUCCGCAGAUCAGCAGUGCAGUUUCAGAAACACUGGCGCGGCACGACUGCACGGCGAUUAUUUCAGCAAAUGCUGGAGGCAGAACGAAAGCGUCGGGAAGAAGAGGAACGGAAACGGAAGGAAGAGGAAGAAAGGAGAAGACAGGAGCUGGAGGAACAGAGGAGGAUUGAGGAGGAACGAAAGCGAAGAGAAGAAGAAGAUAGGAAAGAACGAGAAAGAUUGGAGGCUGAACUUCGAGCAGCACAGGAAGAGCAGGAAAAGGCACGGAACUUGGAAAACCUUCUUCAAGAAGAAGAACGACGUCAGAUGGAGGAGAUAUUGCGACUGGAAAAAGAGAUUGAAAAGUUGCAUCAUCAGCAAAAAUUGGACGGCAUUUCCAUAUCUUGUGCCGAUACUCGCAACGAGGUGACUCGGCAAAGGGAAGAGCAAAUCCAUAAGCUGGAGAAAGAAGCAUCACGGGUGGCUCAAGAAUUCCUGGAACUGCUGGACUUUGGUAAUUUAGAUGAAAGCACACAGAGUUUGGAGAAUGGCAUUGAGGGACCACUCAAUAUUGACAGCAAUGUAGUAGCACCUUUAGCUGAAGAGGAGGUGGAUGAAGGAUUUCAUGCAGAUGAUGAAUUCUUACCACCUCCACCUCCUAUGUUGCUGGAAGAUACUGACAUGAGGACUAGUGAGAGUUCAGAGGAGGAGACCUACAUGAAAAUUCCAUCAGAUCAAACUGAAGACCAAAGCCAGAUAAGUGUAUCCAUUUCCCCAGUAGAGCAUGUAUCUACUCAAGAUGCUUACAGUGCUCUCUCUGAUAAGUCUGAAAGUAUUUAUCAAUGUGUAUCGGAUACAAUGAGCAACAGCGAGGAAGCACAAGAGCCUAUAUAUAGCUACCCACCAGAUGUGGAAUCAGACUAUGAUCAUGAAGAAUUUGAUGAAGGUCCACCAGGUUCUGCCGACAAUAUGAACUUAAGUGAUGGACAUCUGACUGAUGAGGAAGUUCUCAGGAUCUCCAAGCCUAACAGUUAUGGAUCUCAUUGUGGCAGUCUGGAUUCGUUCUUGGACAGUGAUGACGAAGCUGAUAGUCAUAUUGACACGGAUGAAGAAUUAAUGACUGGACGCGUCACACUGUUUAACGGUGGAGGCCCUCCUUAUUUUCACAGCUAUCUCUACAUGAAAGCUGGUGGUCUAAUGAAUCUGUGGAGGCGGCGAUGGUGCGUACUGAAGGACGAGACCUUCAUGUGGUUCCGCACGAAGCAGGAAGCUCUGAAAUCUGGUUGGUUAUAUAAGAAAGGAGGAGGAAUGUCCACUUUAUCCCGGCGCAACUGGAAACGGCGCUGGUUUGUCCUGCGUGAGUCCAAGCUCAUGUAUUUUGAAAACGAUAGUGAGGAACGACUGAGAGGGACCAUUGAUGUUCGAACGGCCAAAGCAAUUAUAGAUAUACACGAGAAGGAAAAUGCUCUAGAUAUUGUAACAGAAGAAAGAACAUAUCAUAUUGUGGCCGAAACACCAGAGGAUGCCAGUGGCUGGUUUAACGUUCUCAGUCGCGUUCAUUCUGCAACAGCCCAGCAGCUGAGGGACAUGAGAGACGAGCAAGCUAACCCCAAGAAUGCUGUGGGAACACUGGAUGUGGGUCUCAUUGACUCGGUCUGUGCGUCAGACUGUCCGGACAGGCCAAACUCCUUUGUGAUUAUUACGGCGAACCGCGUCAUUCACUGUAACACGGACAUUGCGGAGGAAAUGCAUCACUGGAUAUCUCUGCUGCAGAAACCUCGAGGAGAGGCCAAGGUGGACGGGCAGGAGUUCUUAGUGAGAGGAUGGCUCCAUAAAGAGGUUCAAAACAGCAAUAAAAUGGCAUCUUUGAAACUAAAGAGACGCUGGUUUGUGUUGACCCGAAACGCGUUGGAUUAUUACAAAUCCUCUGAGCGUGCAGCUUCUAAACUCGGCACUCUCGUUCUCAAUAGCUUGUGUUCUGUUGUUCAGGCAGAUGAGAAGACCCACACAGAAACUGGAUAUUGGAAUAUUAUAGUCUAUGGUCGGAAACACUCAUACAGACUGUACACGAAGUUGCUCAAUGAAGCCAUGAGAUGGGCAAAUGCCAUCCAGGGAGUGAUUGACAGCAAAGCACCCAUUGAGACGCCCACGCAACAACUCAUCAGGGACAUCAAGGAGAACAGUAUGAAUGGUGAAGCUGUAGAGCAAACAUAUCGAAGAAACCCUAUAUUGAGAUACACACAGCAUCCUCUGCAUUCACCACUAUUACCACUGCCAUAUGGGGAUGUCAACCUCAACCUACAAAAAGAGAAAGGGUACACCACUCUACAGGAUGAGGCUGUACGGAUCUUUAACUCUCUUCAGGAAAUUGAGAGCGUUCCUGACCCUGUGCCAAUAAUUCAAGGCAUACUGCAGACCUGCCAGGACCUGAAGCCAUUGCGAGAUGAGGUGUAUUGUCAACUUAUAAAACAGACCAAUCACGUACCUCAGCCAAAUAGUGCAGGGAACUUGCGCCAUUGGCAGCUCUUGUCCUGUAUGAGUUGCACGUUCUUGCCUGGCCGAGAUAUUCUGCGCUAUCUCAAGUUCCAUCUAAAACGGGUAAGAGACUCCUUCCCAGGCUCAGAGGUUGAGCAGUUUGCUCAAUUUGUGGCAGAUGCUCUAAAGAAAACAAAAUGCAGAGAGCUGGUCCCAUCUCAAGAGGAGAUUUCCGCACUGCUCACCCGCAGUAACAUGACCACCACUGUUUAUUGCCAUGGAGGAGGGUCAUGUCAGAUCAGUAUUAAUUCUCAUACAACUGCUGGAGAGGUUGUGGAGAAGUUAAUCCGAGGUCUCUCGAUGGAUAACAGUCGCAAUAUGUUUGCACUCUUUGAACGCAAUAAAACAACUGACCGGGCGGUUGAGAGCCGUGUUAUUGUGGCCGAUGUCCUUGCAAAGUUUGAGAAGCUUGCCAGUACAGGAGAGGAAGAUUCGGAGGAAGGCCAUUGGAAUCUAUAUUUCAAACUUUACUGCUUUUUGGAUGUGCAGUGUGUUCCUAAAGAGGGUGUUGAAUUUGCCUUCAUGUUUGAGCAGGCUCAUGAAACUUUGACGAGUGGACAUUUCCCAGCUCCAGAAGAGACUUUACAGCACUUGGCCGCUCUUAGACUUCAAUACCACCAUGGGGACUGCUCGAAGGUAACCUGGUCGCUGGAAACUGUGUAUCCCGUUCAACGUCUUAAAACCAAAAUCCUGCAGGCCACAAAGAGCAGUAGCACAUCUGGACACACAUUGGAGAGGAGAAGAACAAGUUUCCUGGAAGGGACUCUGAAACGGGGCUUUAAAGUAGGUUCAAUGAAGAAGCAGAAGAUGGAAGAGGAACAGAUGUUGGAGAUGUGGUUGAAAGAGGAACUGUCGGCAGCGCGUACCAGCAUAGAUGAGAAGUGGAAGAGACUUCAAGGAAUGUCCCAACAUCAAGCCAUGGUGAAUUACAUGGCAAUUGUAAGUGAAUGGCCUGGAUAUGGAUCUACCCUCUUCGAUGUCGAGUAUAAGGAAGGUGGGUUCCCCAAUGACUUGUGGCUUGGAGUCAGUGCCGAGAAUGUGUCCGUUUACAAGAGAGGAGAUCCAAAGCCCCUGGAGACUUUCCAGUAUGAGCACAUCAUUUUCUUUGGAGCACCACAGCCCAACAACUUCAAGAUUACGGUGGACGACCGUGAGAUGUUCUUUGAAACAACCCAGGUGGGUGAGAUCACCAAAAUUAUGAGAGCUUACAUCAACAUGAUUGUGAAGAAACGUUGCAGUGUCAAGUCUGUGGCCAGUCGGGACAGUCAGUUUAGCUCAUGGGCAAGGUGACCAAGCUCCAUCAAUCAGGAAAGAACUCGAGGAUUACUAAUUGAGGAGUAAACUGCAUUGCUGUGCAUUAUAUUUAAAGUGUGAGAAGAUUCCCCAUCUUCUUAUGGCCUUAUGGCCUCCAUGACUCCCAUAUACAGUAGCAGAAGAACAAAUUCAUAAGGUUCCAAGAUUGAAACAUUUCGGUCUUCAUGUGGUCAGUACCACAGCCCAAGAAGCUGAUCUCCCCCAACAAUGCUUCACCUCAUUUACAUUUUAUUUCCCAGAUGAGGUUCUUCCUAAUUUGAACAUCAAUAACUCACAUUGGGGAAAAAAAAAUCAAACAAACAAAAACAUUUGUUACUUACUCUGUAAAUAACCUAGAGUAGAUGUAGAGGUUCAGCUAUGCUGUGGUCUUCAAUCUCAAGCCAUUUGUUUGCUUAAUACAAGGUACUCUGUGCCACUAAGGGACAACCAGGACACCUCUACACACUUUUGGAUUUUAUUCUGUUGUCUUCCUACUGAAACUGUUACAUUAUGCAACGUAGGCUUGAAAAACGUGUCCUAUUCUGUCUCAGGGCUUUUUUAAAAAAACAAAAAACUUUAGUGAUAUGACACUGGCUGCAUGAAGAGUAUUGGUUUGGAUUCUGGAGUUAUUUGAGGGUUUGCUCAGUAACUCACCUUUGCCACAAAUUGAAUGAACAGUAUUAAACGGAUUAGCUUAUUGCAUCACUUCACUAGAGUCUAUGUUUCGAACAGACUUUUGUACCGGAUUAAAAAUCCUGGUCUUCCCCUGAGAAAUCAGUCCAGAAGAUGUUGCUUUUUGUUUGUGAUUUAAUGUAAAAAGCACAUGCACUAUAAUUUUAUUCUGCCUUUCGUACGUAUCUAUUUAUCUCUGUUUUGUUAACCAGUAUUUUGUUAUAUUUUGCUUUUUACACUCAUUUUAGGGACAUUUCUGCCUCUUGGUAAUAUAAUUUAUUGUCUCUGCUUGCUUUUCUUGCAAUGUGUGCUAAUAUAUAUUUUUUCCUUGUACAUUGUAUUUUCUUCUCAACUUUCAGCCGAUCUUGAUCGCAUUCAUUAUUACUUGAGAUAUAUUAAUUGAAGGUUGAGCGAAAGCACUUCUUGUUCGUCAGACAAUCAGGACUGUCUGUUACAUACUCUGUUUGCAAAAAGUGUUCCACCUGAAAGUGUUAAAAUUGGACCCUGUCACCAGCAACCUCACUACAGUGUUACAAAGAUCGUGUCUCCAGGCUCCUAAUGCAUAGUGUGAGCAAGGCCAAUGGUGUACUCAUGCUGUGUUUCUCUAUGAGUAUCCAUGGAUGUGGGACAUCAGUGAAAAAAAUCGGGACAGGACUGUAAACUUGGGACUGCCUGACAAAAUUGGGACUGUUGAGGGGAGGGGAGGGAGGCCGGUUUCCUAUCACCUUAGGUCAGUAAAAAUGUGGAAUCCAUUUGCCACCAAUCGAUUAAAAUCCAGAACAUUAGCCUAGAUGAAUGACAACGUAAUACAAUCUCUGAAAUGAAAUGUUUUAUUUCACAUAGGAAAUAUUAUGGCGCUCAAAUAUUCUUAAAAGUGGAUUUUUCUUUCUUUU
Pelobates fuscus (common spadefoot toad) is the source of this 7749-nucleotide messenger RNA. Its product is annotated as unconventional myosin-X-like. The record is from RefSeq and is a predicted model, not a curated record. Gene Ontology annotation, biological process: axon extension. The transcript has 41 exons. Bases 29 to 6181 code for a protein of 2050 amino acids. Gene Ontology annotation, cellular component: axonal growth cone; cytoskeleton; myosin complex. Lineage: Eukaryota; Metazoa; Chordata; Amphibia; Anura; Pelobatidae. Gene Ontology annotation, molecular function: cytoskeletal motor activity; ATP binding; protein binding.